Blepharisma stoltei is the source of this 1319-nucleotide messenger RNA. The record is from the annotation of a GenBank genome assembly. Lineage: Eukaryota; Ciliophora; Heterotrichea; Heterotrichida; Blepharismidae.
AUGAACAUAAUAAUCAAAAGAAUGAGAAGCCAAAUCGACCCAAGAAACAAUCGUUUGGUCCAAAAAUUGAUAGAUGAUGGAGUGAUUAAAUCAAGCCAAGUCACUGAAACUAUGCGCUCUAUUGAUAGAGGCUUAUUCAUCAAGAAAGCUGACGAAAGUAUUUAUUUCGAUUCUCCGCAUUCAAUAGGAUACUGCGCAACUAUAUCAGCCCCUCAUAUGCACGCAUAUGCACUUGAAUGGCUAAAAGACUAUUUAACUCCUUAUUCUCAUGUAUUAGAUAUUGGAAGCGGGUCAGGAUAUUUAACCCUUUGCAUGUCUGCAAUUAUGCAUAAAAUGGUGCAUGAAGUCUGACCCGUCCUCUCGGGUAACGGCUACUUAUAUAUAUCUGGGUAUGUGUUUUUGGCCAUUAAUUUGCUCAGCAGUAGUUGGGUGCCAUGCAGUGAAGGACCUAAGCACAAAUCCCUAGUUUGUGGGCUGACCCAAUGGACAGUUACUUGUGAGUUCUUUUGGCCAGCAGCCAGUGGGCAUACGAUAUUUCCUUGCUCUACUGUGGUUUGCCCCUAAUCGUGGAAGCGGUUGUGCAUUUUCCCAGGGAUGACCUGAAAAAUGGGAGUUAGACUAGACAUCACUUAUCAAAUUGGUUCUUUUAUUUCAGGGCCUUCGGGCGAUCUGGCUAAUGAAUGAUAGGUAGGCCGGAAUAAUUAGAAGGGCAAGAGACCAAGUUGAAAAUUAUUGUGCCCGGCGAAAGUCACCAACCCAAAAAGGGAACCACUACCAAGAAGCGGGGGUUUCAACCUGAGUUUUUAGUUACAAGAGGUGGAAGCCAAUUCACUUUCCACCAGGCGACUCAAGUUGCACAGAGUGCCAUUCCAUAGAUGCAGAGACCUUAAAUAUGUAGCUUAAUCUAAUCUUAUUUUUUUAUCUCUGCAAUGAUGGGCUUUACUGGUAAAGUAAUUGGUGUUGACCACAUUGAUAAAAUUGUAGAGGACUCUAUACAAAAUAUUCGCAGAUCCCAUUCCGAAGUAUUGAGUAGUGGCGCAAUAGAAAUGUAUACUGCUGAUGGCCGUAAUGGAUAUCCAUUAUAUGCUCCUUAUAAAGCAAUCCAUGUCGGAGCUGCAAGUGAUGGGAUCCCACAAGCGCUUUUAGAUCAGCUUGACGUAGAUGGAAGAAUGGUGAUUCCAGUCGGCCUUCCAGGGUCUACCCAACAGAUAAAUAUAAUUGACAAAGAAAAGAAUGGGAAAGUUAGAAUUAGACAAGCUUUGGCAGUGUCCUAUAUUCCUCUCUGUGAAAGAGAAAAGCAAUGACCUCGAAGUAUGUAA